Messenger RNA from Saccoglossus kowalevskii, 528 nucleotides. RefSeq lists its product as uncharacterized. The record is from RefSeq and is a predicted model, not a curated record. NCBI's taxonomy places the organism in Eukaryota, Metazoa, Hemichordata, Enteropneusta, Harrimaniidae.
AUGAGGGGCGAAGUGAAAACUAUGCGGAAACAAAAUGAUGACAAAGAUAAUAGGGACCGUAGGUGUAAUCUCAUAUUCCGUGGAAUAGAACAAACGAAUUCGUCUAAAGAUUGGGAUACGACUGAGAAUAUAAUCAAGGAUUUGAUUAGGGAUAAACUUGGCAUAGUCAAGGAAGUUAUAUUUGAACGUGUGCACAGACUUGCCGGAACCCCGUUCUCUCUUGCUGGACGUCCAAUCAUUGCAAGAUUCUCUUUUUUCAAAGACAAAGAACAUGUCCUACGUAACGCCUUUAAUUUGAAGGGAUCCGAAAUUUCCAUUGAUGAAGACUUCUCUCCAAGAAUGAGAGGAAUUCGCAGUAAAUUACUAGCAAAGAGACGUCAAAUUCUAGCUUGUGAUAGCACCGCCAAAGUUAGACUCAGGUUUGAUAAGCUUUUUGUAAAUUCGGAGUUGGGUAAACGCGUUUAUAUCUAUGACGACGAGUUAAACGUCGUCAAAGAGUUAAUAAGCAUUAACCAACCACAAAGCUAG